Molecule: messenger RNA, 8004 nt
Organism: Phyllostomus hastatus (greater spear-nosed bat)
Lineage: Eukaryota; Metazoa; Chordata; Mammalia; Chiroptera; Phyllostomidae
Gene: SYNJ1
Product: synaptojanin 1
Exons: 32
Coding region: 1170-5882 (1570 amino acids)
Biological process (GO): phosphatidylinositol dephosphorylation; brain development; synaptic vesicle endocytosis
Cellular component (GO): perinuclear region of cytoplasm; presynapse
Molecular function (GO): phosphatidylinositol-4,5-bisphosphate 5-phosphatase activity; RNA binding
Source: RefSeq, a predicted model, not a curated record
ACUGUUUGUUGGGAGAUAGGGCUGAGAGAGAAACGCCCUUCGGUUCUCAGAACGGAACCUGCGAGUCUGCAAGUACCCUGGAAGGGAAGUGGCCUCUCUCCUGAUGGAUGACGGCCUCUUUAGAAUCCUGAAACCAGGGUGGGUCCAGCUUCUCUAAAAUGGACGGGGAACAGUUAAUCAAGCCACAUGACAGGGCCUGCAGGGGGAAAUGAUUUUGUGCACGACACCAAAUUUAAAUUCUGCUUCUGCUGUCAGCAUAAAAGCACUAAGGGGAAGACGAAAAAGCAAGGGCAGUAGGAAACGGUUUCUCAGAGCGCUGGGUGCUCGAGGUUCUCGAUUCCUGUUGAGUCUGCUGGUUUUGACUUCAUUUCCAUGCUUAGAGCCGCUGACAGUGGGAAGUCCGUGGGGCCGCGCUACAGCCAGGGAGACGUUGAGAAAUGAGGGCGAGAUGAAGGGGCCGGGUGCCUUCAGUGGCUGGAUUCCACAGCUGGCACAAGCUGUGGCCGUUAAGUGACAACGACGGCCGCCUGGCCGUCCCGACGGAUCCGGGGUUGGUGACUUCCCAUCGCCACCCUGCGUCCAGGUGAGCACGCUUUUCUAGAGCGCUCCCGAGAGCCCCAGGACACCCCGGAAGAAGACGCGACCGCAGGGCUGUGCCAAAGCAGGCAGGAAUUUUUCUUCCGGCCGCAGGCCCGGACGCUCGAAGGACACCAUGGACAGCUCUCCAGGCCCCGCCCCUCGCCCGACUGGCCGCCGGGGGCGCCAGGGGUGGUCCUGACACCCCGCCCCCAUCCCACGGAGCCAUACCCGCCCGCCAAGCUCUACCCCAGAGUCCCUCCCUUAGCUCCGAGGGACCCACGCGCGUGGCCAGGGAGGACUCUCCUCCGUCUCCGGCACCCCCAGCGGCGGGACUUGCCGCUGCGGCCCGGAGACAGAUCGCCCGCCGCGGGCCGAGCGGCCGGCACUCCAUUUCGGGCCCGCAGGGCGCUCCGAGGGGGCGGGGAGUCUCCUCUGACGCCCCGCCCCUUCCCCGAGGGGGGCGGGUCUUCCGCCCCGGGCCGCGGUGCAAUGCGGAAGAGAUGGGCCUGCUGGAGCGGAAGUGACGCUUCCGGCGGCGGCGGCUGAGGGAGGAGGAGGAGCCGGAGGUAAAGGGCCGCCCCCGCGCCAGGAUGGCGUUCAGCAAGGGGUUCCGCGUCUACCACAAGCUGGACCCCCCGCCCUUCAGCCUCCUGGUGGAGACCCGGCACAAGGAGGAAUGCCUGCUGUUCGAGUCCGGGGCCGUGGCCGUGCUCUCUGCCGCAGAGAAAGAGGCGAUCAAGGGCACCUACUCCAAAGUGCUGGACGCGUACGGGCUCCUGGGUGUCCUGCGGCUGAAUCUCGGUGAUACCAUGCUGCAUUAUCUGGUCCUAGUCACUGGGUGUAUGUCUGUUGGAAAAAUUCAAGAGUCUGAAGUUUUCCGAGUUACUUCCACUGAAUUUUUAUCGCUACGCGUCGACUCUGCAGACGAGGACCGCAUUUCCGAAGUGCGGAAAGUGCUGAACUCGGGAAACUUCUAUUUCGCGUGGUCUGCGUCUGGGGUCAGCCUGGACCUGAGUCUCAGUGCGCACCGCAGCCGGCAGGAGCACGCCACUGACAACAGGUUUUUCUGGAACCAGUCCCUGCACCUGCACCUCAAGCACUACGGCGUGAGCUGCGAGGACUGGCUGCUGCGCCUCAUGUGCGGGGGCGUGGAGAUCCGGACCAUCUACGCUGCCCACAAGCAGGCCAAGGCCUGCCUCAUCUCCAGGCUGAGCUGCGAGCGGGCCGGGACCAGGUUCAACGUCCGCGGGACCAACGACGACGGCCACGUGGCCAACUUCGUGGAGACGGAGCAGGUCGUGUACCUUGAUGACGCCGUCUCUUCCUUCAUACAAAUCCGGGGGUCGGUCCCCUUGUUCUGGGAGCAGCCCGGGUUGCAGGUGGGAUCUCAUCGCGUCCGCAUGUCAAGGGGAUUUGAAGCCAAUGCACCUGCUUUCGACAGGCAUUUUAGAACACUCAAGAAUUUGUACGGCAGACAAAUAAUAAUAAAUCUGCUUGGGUCCAAGGAAGGCGAACACAUGCUGAGUAAGGCCUUCCAGGGGCACCUGAAAGCGUCUGAACACGCCACGGACGUCCAGAUGGUGAAUUUCGACUACCACCAAAUGGUGAAAGGAGGAAAAGCAGACAAACUACACAGUGUCCUUAAACCUCAAGUCCAGAAGUUUCUAGAUUAUGGAUUUUUUUAUUUUGACGGAAGUGAAGUUCAAAGGGGUCAGAGCGGCACCGUGCGCACCAACUGCCUGGACUGCCUGGACAGGACCAACAGCGUGCAGGCGUUCCUGGGCCUGGAGAUGCUAGCGAAACAGUUGGAAGCUCUCGGCUUAGCCGAGAAGCCGCAGCUGGUGACUCGCUUUCAAGAAGUGUUCCGGUCCAUGUGGUCCGUGAACGGGGACUCCAUCAGUAAGAUCUACGCUGGCACCGGAGCCCUGGAGGGGAAGGCCAAGGCUGGAAAGUUAAAAGAUGGUGCUCGUUCUGUUACUAGAACGAUUCAAAAUAACUUCUUUGACAGCUCCAAGCAAGAGGCCAUUGAUGUUUUGCUCCUGGGAAAUACUCUAAAUAGUGAUUUAGCUGACAAAGCUCGAGCACUUUUAACUACUGGAAGUUUGCGUGUUUCUGAGCAGACAUUACAGUCAGCCUCUUCUAAAGUCCUGAAGAGCAUGUGUGAGAACUUCUACAAGUACUCCAGGCCCAGGAAAACCCGCGUGUGCGUGGGCACCUGGAACGUGAACGGCGGGAAGCAGUUCCGCAGCAUCGCGUUCCGGAACCAGACGCUCACCGACUGGCUCCUCGACGCGCCCAGGCUGGCCGGCGUGCAGGAGUUCCAAGAUAAGAGAAGCAAGCCGACUGACAUCUUCGCCAUCGGCUUUGAAGAAAUGGUGGAGCUGAAUGCCGGGAACAUCGUGAACGCCAGCACGACGAACCAGAAGCUGUGGGCGGUGGAGCUGCAGAAGACCGUCUCCAGGGACCACAAGUACGUGCUGCUGGCCUCGGAGCAGCUGGUGGGCGUCUGCCUGUUCGUGUUCAUCCGGCCGCAGCACGCGCCGUUCGUCAGGGACGUGGCGGUCGACACGGUGAAGACAGGCAUGGGAGGCGCGGCCGGCAACAAGGGCGCAGUGGCCAUCCGCAUGCUGUUCCACACCACCAGCCUGUGCUUCGUCUGCAGCCACUUCGCCGCCGGCCAGUCACAGGUCAAGGAGCGGAACGAGGACUUUGCGGAGAUAGUCCGGAAACUGAGCUUUCCUAUGGGCAGGAUGCUGUUUUCCCACGACUACGUGUUUUGGUGCGGGGACUUCAACUACCGGAUCGACCUCCCGAACGAGGAAGUCAAAGAGCUGAUCCGGCAGCAGGACUGGGACUCCCUCACAGCGGGGGACCAGCUGACCAACCAGAAGAACGCCGGGCAGAUUUUUAGAGGAUUCUUGGAAGGAAAAGUGACCUUUGCUCCGACCUACAAAUACGACCUGUUUUCCGAAGACUACGACACCAGCGAGAAGUGCCGCACGCCUGCGUGGACAGACCGGGUCCUGUGGCGGAGGAGGAAGUGGCCUUUCGACAGAUCAGCUGAGGAUUUGGAUCUCCUCAACGCGAGUUUUCAGGAUGAGAGCAAAAUCCUGUACACGUGGACGCCUGGCACUCUGCUGCACUACGGGAGAGCCGAGCUGAAGACCUCCGACCACAGGCCCGUGGUGGCGCUGCUGGACGUGGACGUGUUCGAGGUGGACGCCGAGGAGAGGCAGAGCGUUUACAAGGACGUCAUCGCCACGCAGGGCCCGCCCGACGGCACCGUGCUGGUGUCGGUCAGCAGCGCCGCCCCCGAGCUCAGCUUCUUCGACGACGCCCUGAUCGACGAGCUCCUGCAGCAGUUCACAAACUUCGGCGAAGUGAUCCUCAUAAGGUUUGUGGAAGAUAAAAUGUGGGUGACGUUUUUGGAGGGAAGCUCUGCCUUGAAUGUUCUAAGCCUGAACGGUAAAGAGUUGCUGGGCCGGACCGUGAGUAUCGCUCUGAAAAGCCCCGACUGGAUCAGGACUCUGGAGGAAGAGAUGAGCCUGGAGAAAACCGGCGCCCCACUGCCGCCCUCCACCAGCUCCACCCUGCUGGGCGAGGACGCCGAGGUGGCGGCCGACUUCGACAUGGAGGGCGACGUGGACGACUACAGCGCGGAAGUGGAGGAGCUCCUGCCCCAGCACCUGCAGCCGUCCUCGGGGCCCGGCCUCGGCGCGUCCCCCGGCUCCUCGCCCCGCACCAGCCCCUGCCAGUCGCCCACAGCAGCGGAGGGCCCUGUCCCCUCACUUCCCACACGGCCGAGUCGGGCAGCGGCCAGAGCUCCCGGACAGCCGCCUUCCCGGGGUUCUCCAGUCGAGGCUCAGCCGGCCACGCUGCCGCCGCAGCAGAAAGACGCUCCGCAGGUCUUGGAGCCCAAGCGGCCGCCUCCGCCCCGCCCCACGGCGCCUCCUGCCCGGCCAGCGCCCCCACAGAGACCGCCCCCGCCUUCAGGCGCCAGGAGCCCCGCGCCCGCCAGGAAGGAACUGGGAGGUGCGGGAGCCCCUCCCAGCCCGCGGGCGGCUAGGCGGGAGAUGGAAGCUCCCAAGAGCCCGGGGAUGGCGCGGAAAGAUAACAUAGGACAAGGCCAGCCUUCGCCUCCCGCGGGACUCGCAGGCCUGGUGCCUGCUGGACUCGGCGCCGCCAGACCGGUGAUCCCACCCCGGGCCGGAGUGAUCAGCGCCCCGCAGAGCCACGCCCGGGCGGCUGCUGGGAGGCCGGCCCCCGAGAGCCAGAGCAGACCGCCGGAGGGCCCGAGAGGUCCAGCCCUUCCGGAACCGCUGAGGCCCCAGGCCGCCCUGCCUGCGCAGCCCCCGCUGCCCGCAGCCGUCCCGAAGAUGCCGGAGCCGCUGGUCCCCACGGCCGCACCUCCGCCGCAGGCCGUGCCCCCGCCCGCUCUGGAGGCCCCGCCGCAGCCGCCGCCCCGGAGCAGGUCCUCCCACGGCUUGCCCACGGACCCCCCGCCCCAGCCGCAGGUAAAAGCCAAUGGCGUCUCCACAGUCAGACCGGACUCAGCGUUCAAGAGUGACCCGUUUGAGGACUUGUCGUUGAACCUGCUCGCUGUUUCAAAGGCUCAGCCCCCUGUCCACACGUCACCCGCUCUCGCCCCCGGCGCCCAGCCCUGGGCGCCACUGCCUUCCACGAUGCACAGGAGCACCAGCGCUCAGAGCCCCGUGAGCCGCAUGCCCACGCUACCUCCCGUCCCAGCCCGGAGUCAGCCCCAGGAAAACGUGCGGUGCUCCCCAAACCCGUUCACCGGGAGCGAGGCCAGCGCCAGCCCCUUCACCGACAGGACCGCAGCUCCCGGGAACCCGUUCAGGGCCGCGUCCCAGCAAGCAGACACAACCCCGUGGUUCUCCCAGGAAGAGCCUGCUGCCACCCGCCCCUUCCCCCCUCUGAGGCCCUCGUCCUCUCUGGGUGGCUUCGAGGACAGCUCUGGUCUGCAGGGCCUGUCCUCAGGGAAAAUGAGCCACCCGAGAGGGUGGGUGACCUUCGAGGAAGAGGAGGACUUUGCUGCGAGAGGGAAGUCACGGUCGCCUUGCCCGGACCUCCUGGGCAGUCAGCCCGGCUCCUGGCCCGGCUCCGGUGCGACCUUUGACGGAGCCUGGGGUCCAGGCACGGGUGUUUCUCCCCCGCUGGCACCGUCGCGGAGGCCACCCCCACCUCCCGUCCCAGGGCCCCCAGCGGGCCCCGCCCCUCCAGGGGCUCCGCCCACAGCUUGGGCCCCUCAGGCGGCACCCACGCUGGAUUUCACAGAAAGAUGAGGCUCUCCGUGGAAAGCGGCCGUCCCGGCCUCGGCGGGCAGAGCCGGCAGGCGGGCGUGCGUCACUCGUGUGCACUGAGGCUGUCGGGAACACCACCGUUCAGCGUGGGCAGAGUCGGGACGUGCGUGUGCGUGUGCGUGUGUGUGUGUGUGUGGGAAACGAGGACCCAGGCCUCCUCGCUGACUAGCUGACUAGCGUUCGGGUGCGUUUCUGUUUGGACAACCGGGAGAGGGCGUGGCCGGAGGAAGGGAGUGCUCAGGACCAGUCAGAGGACAGCCCUCGCCCGGAGAUCUCUGCUGGUCUUCGGGAGGCUCCCCGCUGGCCCCGCCGCCCCGCUCCCGCCCUCGCCCGCAGCCGGCGUUGCUGGGGCUCUCCCAGAGGGCUCGUCCAGGCGGCACUGACACGGCAGUCUCUACGGCAGCGCUUGGAAAAGAGUGUGCAGACGCACGCACAUUCCACAUGUUUGCGAAACUCAGCAUUGAAAUUCUAGGACAUAACUCAGAUCUUUACCUAAAAGUCCUAGCAGAGUUCUUUCUUCACGUCAUUGUCGAAGGGACGGUUGUGAAUGAAAUUUGGACGUUUCUUUCCUUUUCUUUCCAAAACUGGAAACAUCCUCACUCCAGAGCCGGAGUUUUCUCCCCUUACCCACACACACACACACACACACACACACACACACACAGAACACGUCACGUCCUUGCCGCUCCCCACUCCCGCCGCCCACGUCCUUCCCUCUGGGAGUAGCCACUGUCCUGGAGGCGGACCCUCCUGCCCUUUCAAAAGAGCACGGUGGCCUUUUGUCACCGGGUGAGACACAGUAGCGCUGCGUGUGCCUGCACUGUCCCUGAAGGCGUGUGCCGCCCGUCCCUCCCCCGCUUCCGCUUGUGCUCCCGCUCCCGCUCCCCCCGCCUCCUGAGCAGGGGAGGCGGCCCCGGGCGCGCUCCGCACGGGGGUCCGCUGGGCCGGUGCUGUCUCCCUGAAAGAGGCGGCAGAGCGCACCUGCGGCGCUGCUCCGGGUUCUCCGAGGCCGCCGCCCUCCAGGCACCUGCGGCUCCGCCUCCUGCACUGCCGGCCCACAGCCCGUCCGGCCUCCGUUAGGGUCCUGAGGAAGCGCACGCGCGUUUACAGAAGGCCGUGUUCCCGUGUGGUGGGUCCUGACCCGGGACUCCUUGAGCCGCUGUUUCGCUGUGAGCUUAAGCUGCAGCCACCUUUGGCCAUUGAGAUGUGCACUGAUGUUCCUCUCCGGUAGCCUUGUGUCCGCCCACCGGAAUUCCGGUGUCCGACCUUCAGAGGGGCGCGCUGGGGGGACAGCUGAAACCAGAGGUUCACGGGUGAGAGUAUGUCCAGUGGGAAAAGCACAGUGAACUGCGUUGCACUUAACCACAUAAAGCAAGUCUAUUAGCAAAACGUACUUUUCUAAAUGCUUAAAUAGUACCAAAAUAUUUAUAGAAGUAGUCCUCUCUCUGUUAACAGCCAGGAUUUGCCGUUAGAAAUUACUCUCGUGAGUUUUAUAUCGUGCUUUUUGGGUUUCUAAUCAUUUCAGCAGUGGUGUACUUUAAACAGCAGUAUUACUGUGUGUGAGCGCCGUGCUUCAAAAUGUGAACUAACUUGUAGGAACUGUGGCUGUACCAUCUCCGUGGUUGGUGUGUCUGGUGUUUGCUCUCCUUCGGCAACACGAUUCACUCCGAACGUUGCUGGCGCAGCUGCAGUUGUGUGAGCACCGCCUCCCGGCGCAGACAGACUGCUGUCUGCGCACACGCGCCAGGCAGCAGCCCCGCCCUCCUGGGAACAUGAGGUCUGGCGAGCCGCCGAACGGGCACCGAGGUAUGAGAGGCAGAGGUGCGCUGCCAGUAACUAGCCAUCGUUCUGUGUGUGACUGAAAUAUUUACCAGUUCUAGUAAAAGCAGAGCAAAAAUUAGACACUAAGGAUCUCUUUGUGAAUUAUUUGUUCUCUAUAGUAGAUCGCUGUUUUUAUGUAAGAAUUUUAUUGCUUAUGUGGCAUACAGUAUUUAUAACUACAUACUUUAUAGAAGUGUAUAUUAAAGUCCCAGUAUACAAACACUCUGUACAGACCCUGUGAAAUGUGCUGUCGUAUGAAAUAAAGAGAUCUGGCUUUACUGUA